Molecule: messenger RNA, 3317 nt
Organism: Pecten maximus
Lineage: Eukaryota; Metazoa; Mollusca; Bivalvia; Pectinida; Pectinidae
Product: DNA ligase 4-like
Exons: 18
Coding region: 110-2860 (916 amino acids)
Biological process (GO): double-strand break repair via nonhomologous end joining; DNA recombination; DNA biosynthetic process
Cellular component (GO): DNA-dependent protein kinase-DNA ligase 4 complex; DNA ligase IV complex
Molecular function (GO): DNA ligase (ATP) activity; ATP binding; DNA binding
Source: RefSeq, a predicted model, not a curated record
GGCAGAAGUAGUAAUAAUGCUGAGUGCUACAUUUUGUAAUGGUGUAGUACUGUAUCAUAGUGUUAUUUGAAGCCUUUCACAAACAAAACAAAGACAGAAAUCAUCAGCAAUGGCAGAUGUUAACGAUGACGACAAACCAUCCGUAACUGUCGCAUCCAAGGUCUCAUUUGCGGAACUGUGUGGACUACUUGAGAAAAUAUCCAAAACGCAAGGAAAUGAUAAAAAGAAGCGGAUUUUGACAGAUUUUGUUGACAAAUGGAGAGACUAUCAUAACUCACUACACGAAAAUGAUAAAGACACGACUGACUCAUUCUAUCCUGCCAUGCGGUUAUUGCUUCCUCACCAUGAGAAGGAAAGAGUAGCAUACGGAAUCAAAGAGCACAUGUUAGCCAAACUGCUGAUUGAGGUGUUGUGUCUAGGAAAGGACAGUGCUGAUGCCAACAGACUGCUUAACUACAAAGCUCCGAAAACUGCAAGAGCUGAUGCUGGAGAUUUUGCCGGUGUGACCUACUUUGUGUUGAAGAACCGCUGUCCAGAGAGGGGUACAUUAACCAUUCAGGAGGUAAAUGACUGUCUGGAUGGUAUCGCCCAGAACAAUGCUGCCAAGAAAAAGGACUUGGUGAGGAAGAACGUGCUAAGACUCUUGACAAACAUGUCAGCUGUUGAGCUCAAAUGGCUCAUCAGGAUGAUUGUCAAGGAACUGAAGGUGGGGCUGAGUCAGGCGUCGGUCUUGUCUGUUUAUCAUCCAGAUGCUGAGGACUUCUUCAAUGUCAACAACAACCUGGAAAAGGUGUGUCGGAUGCUGAGAGAGAGGAGUGUUCGGGUACAUGAGAUUGGUAUCAGUAUAUUCUCACCCUUUUCUCCGAUGUUGGGGGAAAGAGCUUCACCUGAUGAGGUGGAGAAACUGAUGGAGGGUAAGACCUACUUCAUAGAGACCAAGUUUGAUGGAGAGCGCAUGUUGUUACACAAACGGGAUGAUGAAUAUAAAUACUUUUCCAGGAGUGCAAAUGAGUAUACAGCCACAUUUGGGUCCAACAGUUUUGAAGGGAAUUUCACACAAUACAUUCAUGACUUAUUCAAACCUGGAAUCAAGUCAUGUAUAUUGGAUGGAGAAAUGUUAGGAUACCAUGCAGAAACUAAAACCUAUGCUACAAAGGCCAUGAACACAGACAUCAAACGACAACAACAAGAAGGGUAUCAGCCAUGCUACAACAUAUUUGACAUUGUUGUACUCAACGAUAAAGUCCUCACCAACAAACCUAUUAGGGAGAGGCUACAGCUGCUGGAGACAGUGAUUGAACCCGAGGAGGGGCGUGUACAGAUCAGUCAGCACACAGAGGCCAACACAAACCAGGAGUGUGCAGAUGCCUUGAACAAAGCUAUUGAUGGCAGAGAGGAGGGUAUCAUGGUAAAGAACCCAGACUCGGUUUAUAGACCCAAUACCAGAAAGGGGGGCUGGAUCAAAAUAAAGCCAGAGUAUGUUGGGGGAUUGAUGGACGAGCUUGAUGUCCUGGUGGUGGGUGGCUUCCUGGGUGUUGGCCACCGUGGGGGAAUGAUGUCACACUUCCUGUGUGCUGUGGCAGUGCCUAUGGAGGACGGAGAGAAACCUGAAGUAUUUCAUUCCUUCUGUAAGGUUGGAUCAGGAUAUUCUAAAAAGGUACUUGGAGAAUUUAAUGAGAAGUUGAAGGAUCAUUGGAAGGUCUUUGACAAGAGAAACCCUCCAACCUCUGUCAUACUGGCCUCUGGCUUCAAGGAGAAACCAGACGCUUGGAUAGAGCCACGUGACUCCUGUAUUGUCCAGAUAAAAGCAGCAGAAAUCAUUGACAGCGACCGGUUUAAGACAGGUUGUACCCUGAGGUUUCCCCGUGUCGAGUGUUUCCGUGAGGACAAGGCUUGGCAUGAAUGCAUGACUGUGGCAGAUAUUUUGGAACUGAAGGAGAAGUCUGGAGGUAAAUUGGCGGGUGGUAAGGUGGAACUUAAUGAUGGAGAGGAACCAGUGAAGAAAAAAAGGAAGAUUGUUAGUCGAGCAGUACGUCCAACCCUCGGUGCUCAGUUCAAGGGAGCUGACAUCGCGUCAAUUACACAGGUAUCAAAGAUGCUGGAAGGAAAGGAGUUUUGUGUAGUUAAUGGUCCAUCAUCUUUUCCAAAGCAUGCCAUAGAGACUAAAAUUGUAGAAUUUGGUGGCAGGAUAGUACAAAAUCCAGGUCCAACCACCUUCUGUGUUCUGGCAGACAAGGUAGCUGUCCGUGUCACCAACCUCAUCCGACGUGAUAUGUAUGAUGUUGUCAAGGUGAACUGGUUCCAGCGCUGUGUGCAUGCCAGUCGAUGGAUACCAUGGUCCCCAGCUGAUAUGAUCCACAUCUCGCCAAAGACCCAGCUGGAUUUCCAGAAGCAAUACGAUGAGUUUGGGGACAGCUUCGUUGAUCCUACCAGUCCAGAGCAACUAGAGACUGUGUUUGGUAGAAUAACUAAGGUUGAAAAUGACAUGAGUGAUCCUCUGGAUAUAGCGGAGAUAGAGGAGGCUUACUUUCCUGACGAUUCUCCGUACGGAUUAUUCCGUACUUGCAGAUUUUACAUGGAUGACAGUUUAGUCAUUAAUGACAAGACCACGAAACUAAAGAACUCUACGCUGGACUUCCUAGCCCUGGAGUUACGGUUCUUUGGUGGGACCAUUGUUGAUGAGAUAGACCUUGAGGUUUCUCAUGUCAUGUUGGAUAAAAGUGACCUAAGUCGGCUGGAGGAAAUAAAGGGAAUGAGAAGACAAAGGAAAAAGAAGUUUCACAUUGUCACCAAAGACUGGAUCCGGCAGAGUAUGGAGGAAGGAACCCUGGUAUCAGAACGCAGCUUUGAACCAUCCUAGUAAAGCAGACUACUCUUAUAUAGAUCUCUUCUAAAACAGGUUCUUCAAACUAUCAUUAUGAUAUCUAACAAGCCUCAUGUAGGAUAGGUUUAUUUUGGAAACUGUACUAAUGAAGUGAAAUGAUAUGUGAUAGUGCCAUAAACUCAGGGUGAUGUAUACAUACUAGUCCACUCUGUUGUACAAUUUUUACUAGAAUUCUUCAACAGACAUCUUGGACAUGGAUAUCUUGGAUGUGGAUAUUUUGGACAUGGCUAUCUAGAAUAAGAAUUAUCCUUGUAUGGAAUCAGAUUCUUUUUUACAAUGUGAUACCUAGACAAUUCAAAUAUAAAGAUAUUCUAUCUCUUGUAUUGUGUUGAUAGUAGUGGAAGAGGGAUAUCACUCUUUAUGUAGGCAGCAAUAGGUAAUUUGUAUGUUCUUAUGAUAUAUUUAUACAUAAUAAAUCUGUGCAAAACAUAAA